Messenger RNA from Meriones unguiculatus (Mongolian gerbil), 4300 nucleotides. RefSeq lists its product as uncharacterized. The transcript is spliced from 5 exons. NCBI's taxonomy places the organism in Eukaryota, Metazoa, Chordata, Mammalia, Rodentia, Muridae. The record is from RefSeq and is a predicted model, not a curated record. The coding region runs from base 1 to 918 and encodes 305 amino acids.
AUGGUCGUGGUUAAGCUGCUGCGGCUCUUGCUUUCCAACACAGACAUGGCAGUUCACAACUGUCCGGGCACCAUGUACCUCAUGAUGCAUCAUACAUGGUGUAACAAGGAAAGCGACCGUUCUCCUGGUGGCCUGUGGUUAUGCGGUCACAAGAGCAAAUUCCAAACUGUGGAUGGAGGAGGAAUAACACUGAAGAGAAGGGAAUGUACCGAGUCCAGCAUCCCGGCGGAAGCCUGGCAUUCUAGGCCCGCCAAGUUAAAAAAAAAAAAAAAAAAAAGGAGAAGGGAGAGGCUCCAGCACCCAACUCGUGCCCGAGGGACUUGCCUGGGACUUUCUCUGCGCUCCUCCCCUACCCGCUGCCCGGGCAGUCCUCGCGGCGCUACCACCCCAGCGUCUUCCCGCGGAGAAGUUUCGCCCGCUGCAAACGUGAGAAAACGCAGCUCGGCAGGACACCGCCCCCACACGCCCCGCCCCACAGCCCGACCCCUGGCGGUGGCGACCUUGGUCACCCCGGAGCGCCAGUGCACUGGAGGAAGGGCUAGCUUUGGGGCUUUCCUGGGUGCUAGGGAGGUCGCCCAAAUCGGGCCACCUCCGGUCGCCGUCCACCGCCCGGACUGGCGCCACCAAGCCCACAUGCCCCGGCUCCCCUCAGCCCCCCGGGGCUGCCGCGCCCAGGCCCUGGCACAGGGAGCCUCUCCGCCGGACUCACCGCGCUGUGCGCAACAGCAAGGGUCGCAUCGGCUCCCAGGGUUCCGCGCCUCGGGGCUGAGGCUCCCCACUCGUCCUGCGGCGCACUUCUCCCCCCUAGCCUCAGCUGUCCUCCGCGGCCGACUCUCGACUCUUUUUUCCGGGUUAAUUACGUUUCGCAUUAAAGCAAAACCCAGCCCCGGAUCACUCAGAAGACUAGAUCUAGGCUGACGCCUAAGGCCCAGCUCUGAGGACACUGCAAUGGGAUACCCAGCAACAUGCACCUUCAUCCUUGAUCUUGUCAUCAUCCUGGUUUCCAGAGAUAACACAGCGCUGUAGGCACCCUAAUGACAUCAGAGCCCAGGUCAGAAAAGGGCCUCUGGGUUGUCAAACUGCAUGGCUCCCGACUCUAACUGAAGCAGGGAAAGUACUGAGUGAAGAUGGAGGACAAAAGGGAUGGGUGAGACCUGAUGACUGCAGCCCACUCACCUCGUGGUCCAUAAAUGGAUCUGCUGACAGUAGCGCAGGAGAGAGAAAGGCUGCCUCGUGUCCCCGACUGUAUGUGCUCCAGACAACGUCCUACACUCCUGGGGCGGACUUCGGACAGGAGUCUGGCUGGACGGUGCGGGUAGCGCCAUUGCUGUCAUCUCAAGGGUUUACGUGGUUUUCCUGGUGGGAAAGGGGCCCUCCGGGUGGCAGAAUCAGCCCCAAGGUGAUGAAAGCAGAUCUCUCGAUUGGCUCGUGCCAUUUAUUUUAUAGCCUUUAAAUGUUAUGGUGUGUGCUAUUGUGUACCUUAAUUUAGGACGAUGAUGAUGUACCUGCAAUUCGUUACCUUAAUAACAUACUUUAUUAGUGUUCGUAGAAAAGAUAUAAACAAGAAUUGUGUGUUAAGGAAAAUGAUUAAAUGAAAAACAGUGCGCCAAGUUGAGACAUCCCAUGUAUGAGACUGACUGAGGGUGACUAAAAUGAAGAAAGGCCACCACACCACAUGCUGGUGAGAGCGCAUGCUACUGGAAAUACAGAUGCCCCACAGACACCUCUAGGGAACAACUGGGCACACACUGAGCACAAUAGCAGUUGCCUGUCAUUCCAGCAUUCGGGAAACUGAGGCAGGAAGAUUGCAAAUUUGAGGCCAACCCAAGCUUCACGUCUAGAGUCUGACUAAAAAAAAAACAAAAACAAAAGAAACAUAAUGGAGUUAGUUGUGCCAGCCCUUCCAAAAGAAAAAGAAAAAGAAAAAGGGUUCUAUGGCACUAAUAUAUUCCAACCUUGGUUCCUGCUUGCAUUCUAAUCUUAUUAUAUUUGUUUCUAAUACAGACAAAGUCCACCUCAAAACUGAGAUGUUAAAAUGGAAGGGCUGCUGGGGAGAUGGCUUAGUGGUUGAGCACACAGACUGUUCUUGCAGAGAGUUGGAUCUGGUUCCCAGAACCCCUGUGAGGGCUGGCAACUACCUGUAACUCCAGCUUCAGGGGAUUUGAUACUCUAUUCUGGCCUCUUUGAGCACUGCAUACAUGUGGUAUGUGCGUGUAUGCAGGCAGACAAAAUAAUCAUACACAUAACAAAGGAAGAAAGAUAGAAAGGAAGAUAGAAAGAAAGGAAGGAAGGAAAGAAGAAAGGAAGGAAGAAAGAAAAUGUCUUUUUAAAAAUUUAAAAGAAAAAGAAAAAAGAAAAUGAAGCCUGGCAGCAAUGUAGAUAUCCUAGAAAUAUUUUUCAGUCUCUCAGUCAGACUAUCAGACUACUGAACCAACAAACCCCAAGGAAAUGGGAAUUUCUCCAGGAAUAUUAUACCCCAAGAAGGAAAAGUACCAGCCAAGGGGGGAACCUGUCUCCCAGAAAGAGACCUAAAGAUCUAACAACUUGCCAGGCCACCUUCCAGAAUGAGACUGAGGCCCAGACAAGGAUGAGUCAAGAGUGGGCGGAGCCGCGCCUUGACCCUUCCUUUAAACUGUAAUCUCAGUUCAGGACCAGAAGACUUCCUAGGGAUGAGGGAUCUGCUGCGUCUCUUUGGCCCUCUUCGUAAUAUAGCCACAUUGAAUAAACUUUUUUCUUUUUUUCUACUAUUAACAAAAUAAACAAACAGACAUGUAGACCAGGUGUGGCGAUACUCCUAGUACUUGGUGGGGUGGAAAUUGGAAAGAUUGUGCCCCUGAAGGUAGUGUGAGCUAUCUUUAAAAAAUAAAAAUAAAUAAACAAGUAACUAUGACAGUCAUACUAUGGGCAUUAUCAUAGAGAAUUUAAGGGUUAAGGUUACACGUGAAUUUGCAGCAGCUUUGUUCUUAAUAACCCCCAAAUAGAAACUACAGAGGGUGGGGUACACGCAUGCCACAGAAUAUUACAGCUGAACUAUUUUCUUCAAGGAGCGAGUUAUCAGUAUACAUAAGGAUGUGACGAACAUUCAGCUAAUGAUGCCGAGGAGGAGGGAAACAUUAGAAACUCCUGUGUUCUGGGAUUCCGUUGACACAUUUUGCAAUGGCGAAGGCAAGUAGUAGUUACCGCAGGUCUUGUAAGCUGGGGCUGUGGGAUGGGGAGAUUCCCGCUGAUGAUUUGUGCCGCGUUCUGCGUCUCUGCUGCAACCGUACCGUCAUGCUCGUGGGUGAACAGGCGGGAGCCGAGAGGCAAGAUGCCCUUGGAGGCCAGGGCCAUCAGCCUUUUCAAGCUGCCUCUUGUGGAUACUGAGAGUGGACCUCGGGUUCUCUGCAAGAGCCGCAAGUGCUCCUAACCACUGAACCAUCUCUGCGUGUGUGCCCACCCCUGUGCCCCACCCUCACCCCAAAGACACUUUCCCGGAAAGUCACUGCGUCACGACGCGCGCGCGGCAGAGUUGGCGCCAUCGCUUCUGUGGCUAUUACAGAGCUGCUGUGGCUCUCCCUGUACUCAGAAAUGACAAGGAAGUGUGGAAAAGAACUAGCGACUGCACCGUGCUGGGAGCUCCGAACCGAGCAGUGGCUCCUGGGAUUUACCGGUCUUGAAGUGCUCCCACGGUGGGGCGGGGGGGCCGGUUUUUAUUCUUGCUUUCUCCAGCCUCAGUUACCGCCACGACUCUGCAACUGCCAAGCAGCUCAGAGCAGGCAAGCUUCACGAUGAGGAGGACUAGGAAGGUCCCCAGAUCGCAGGUGCGCCGGUGCCUGCUGCCAAAGGCUGUCCAGGCCAGAGCUAGGAGAGUCCGGUGUUGUUAAGCAGUUGCUGGAAAGAGGCUGGAUUAAAACGUUACAACAUCUCCCCCCCCAAACGCCAGCGCGCCGUGCGGGCCUUCACGCUUCUUCCGUUGGCACCACUGUUUGAAAGGGAGAAAUUCAGCAUCCUCAGGGGGUGAACCCUAGAGAUUGUGAAAAGUCAAGUGUAUCCAUUAGCUUCGGAGCUUGGGCCAAUUUGACAGCAUCGUUCGUUUCCCUAACAUGAGCAAGCAGUUCUUUGACAGUCACGAAUGUGAAAUUAUUCCCUUCCCAGCAGCUCACUACAUUUUCAUCCCACUUGCCCGAAAUAGCUUAUCCAAAUGUCAGGUAUUUUUAUGUUUGAACGCUAUUAUUGAUUGCCGUAUCAUAUUUUCUGAAAUUGAAAAAAAAAUUAAAAAUAAAGCAUAUGUAAGUUGGCUUUACUAAGAAUUUUAAAAAUA